This is a messenger RNA of Juglans regia (Persian walnut), 1642 nucleotides long. RefSeq names its product probable glycosyltransferase At5g20260. Gene Ontology annotation, molecular function: glycosyltransferase activity. The record is from RefSeq and is a predicted model, not a curated record. NCBI's taxonomy places the organism in Eukaryota, Viridiplantae, Streptophyta, Magnoliopsida, Fagales, Juglandaceae. Bases 101 to 1585 code for a protein of 494 amino acids. The transcript is spliced from 4 exons.
CUAGUUUUCUUCAAGUGGUAGCUAGUUGCCUCCCAAUCUCCUCAAUUUUACUAACGGUACUGAGCUCCUCUAGUAGAAGACGCGGGCAAUAACAGAGGCCAUGGCAACCUUCAGAUGUCGCUCUCCAUUUACUCUAAUUCCUAGCCGUCUCCUUCUCCUCCUCCUCAUUCUCAUUUUCAUCUCUCCCGUGCGCCAAAACACUCUUCCCCACCAUCUCUCUUCUUCCAGUACCCCUCCUUCACCUCCCAAGUCCCCCAUACAAAGCAACUCCAGAAACGCACCAGUGCCACUCUCAUUUGCAACUGAUCCGCUCGUGCCAGAGCCUUCCAUGGAUGCACCACCCUCAACUUCUUUAACCUCUAAACCAACUAACAGCAUUGCCAGACAUAUCACGGAGAAGAGCAGUACUACGGAGAGGAUUGAGCAAGAUUUGGGUAGAGCAAGAGCAGCUAUUCGUAAAGCGAUUCUUAUGCAGAAUUAUACAUCUGAUAAGGAGGAAAUUUACGUUCCCACAGGACCCGUUUACAGAAACGCCUAUGCCUUUCAUCAGAGUCACAUAGAGAUGGUGAAGAGAUUCAAGGUGUGGGUUUACAGGGAAGGAGAGCUUCCAAUGGCACACAUAGGGCCAUUGAGUUACAUCUACUCCAUCGGGGGACAGUUCAUGGACGAGAUGGAGAGAGGGGAGAGCCCUUUCCUGGCCUAUCAUCCUGAUGAGGCACAUGCUUUUUUUGUACCUCUAAGUAUUUCCAAAAUUACGGAUUGCUUUGCUGUGCUUGAGCCCCGCACCUUUUUUGAUCGUAUGAUACGCAUCUUCACCGAUUAUGUCCAUGUCGUUGCUGAUAAAUACCCCUACUGGAAUAGAAGCAGUGGAGGGGACCAUUUCAUGGUCUCUUGCCAUGACUGGGCACCAUUGAUUGACAGACACGACCCCAAGUUGUACAAGAAUUUCAUAAGAGUGUUAUGCAAUGCUAACACAUCAGAAGGAUUCAAACCCAUGAGAGACGUCUCAUUACCGGAAUUUAACUUGAAAGGUCACCCUCUAUACAACCUCGGUCCACCCCGCUAUGGCUUGGCCCCGAGCGAACGCACAAUCCUCGCUUUCUUCGCCGGUGCAGCCCAUGGUGACAUAAGGGAUAUAUUGUUCCAGCAUUGGAAGGAGAAAGAUGGUGAAGUUCAAGUCUAUGAGAACCUUCCUAAAAUGAAAAAUUACCACAAAUUGAUGGGACAGAGCAAGUAUUGCCUGUGCCCAAGUGGGUCAGAAGUGGCCAGCCCUAGAGUGGUCGAGGCAAUGUAUCAGGCAUGUGUCCCGGUGAUUAUUUCCGAUUACUAUACAUUACCCUUUAGUGAUGUCCUUGAUUGGAGCAAGUUUGCAGUGUUUGUUCCUCCAAAAAGAAUACCUGAAAUCAAGAACAUUCUGAAAGGAAUUUCCCAAAGAAAGUACUUGACAUUGCAGAAGAGGGUGACACAAGUUGCAAGGCAUUUUGAGCUGAACCGACCUUCUAAGCCAUUUGAUGUCAUUCAUAUGUUGCUGCACUCCGUAUGGCUUAGAAGGCUUAACGUUAUGCUAACAGAGCAUGUUUAUUGAUUAUAAUCUCCAUGUAAUACCGUAUAUAUACACGCGCAUAUAUAUAUACUAUUAUUU